Molecule: messenger RNA, 7860 nt
Organism: Halichondria panicea
Lineage: Eukaryota; Metazoa; Porifera; Demospongiae; Suberitida; Halichondriidae
Product: extracellular matrix organizing protein FRAS1-like
Exons: 13
Coding region: 137-7735 (2532 amino acids)
Biological process (GO): cell communication; anatomical structure morphogenesis
Cellular component (GO): membrane
Source: RefSeq, a predicted model, not a curated record
CAAAUAAUUGAUGUAAAAGGGCUAUCUACUUUUUCUGAGACAACAUAAUUGUGGAUUGAAUCUAGCUAGUAAUAGAGUGUGUAAUGUGUCAAUACUAGAGAACUAUAGUUUGUGACUGAAAUCCAAUCGGCACAACAUGGCAAAGUGUACCUUGUUUGUUGUCAUCGCUAUUCUGUUCACUGGGAGAUCGUUAUCACUGGAUACAUCAGAUCAUCCUGUGCAGAUAAUAAUUACGGAACCGCUGAUCUUAUCUCGCGGUGGACAAGCGGGCUUACACCAUUCAUUUAUUGUGGACCCAGUUGUGAGAAGUUUUAAUGAUUGCACCAUUCGCUAUGUAUAUAAGCCACAGCUCUCUUGUGGUGAAGUGGUUCCCAGUGUUUUCCCUUGUGUUUAUCAAGGAGUCAUUACCUACCAACAUUAUGGAUGCCUUCUAGACAAAGAACUGGUAACAUUUCAACUGUCUUGGUUGACACCAUUGAACUCGACUCAGGCAUCCAAUAUUCAGCAAGUGGUUGAUAUCCAUAUUUUUUCAAUUGAAUUGAUCAUAAAGAGUGUUGAAAGUCUUAGCAACAUUCAUUCGGUCCGACUCAAUGACAAUGAAAUACCCAUAAAUGGUUCAGUGCCAAUCACAUACCGGUUAACAUUUCCAAACAAUCUUAUCGGAAAAUGCCACUAUGAAGUUUUGAACCAGUUCCCACACAUCAGACUACCCAUGUACGGUAAACUGCUACAAAUGACGAACACUGCUCUACCGUGUGGAUUUGUGCACUCUAGGCUGCAUUAUGCACCAGGCGAUUAUGGUGAUGCAGCAUAUACGUUAAAUGACUUUGUUCACCUUCGGAUUUACUUAUACACUGAAUCUUCUAAGGUGGCUAUUUACUACACUGUUGUUCCCCUGAACAGACAUUUGUGGAACCUUGCUGGGGAGGAUGUCAAAGGAGCCAGUCGGAUUCCUGAAACACUCACAAUACAACAAGCUGCCAAUACACCAGUAACGCCUGACAACUUAAAUGUUGGCAUAGAUCCAAUCAAGUAUAUGGUUGAAGUUCAUCAAAAAAUUGGAUCAUUUCGCACACCACAAAGUACCGAAUUAAAAGCUUCGUACACUGAGUUCACAAAAGAAGAUCUAAUCAGAGGCUGUGUAAGUUUUUACCCUCACUAUGAUUCUUCGCAGUAUUCACCAGUGAAGUUUCGAUACUUAGCAGUUCUUGAUGCUGUUGGAGGUCUGAUAGUUGAAAAAGAAAUCAUUGUAACAUCUAGAACUGUGGUAUACUUGAAUAGGGCAGCUCAACGAACCAAUAACCCCCUAAAAGUUGUCAAAAGAGGUAUGGUCACACUUAACUCUCGAGCUAUUGAGUUCUAUCUACUUGGAGAUUGUAUCCUUCUAGCAACCAUGCAACUAGCUGUGCCUCCCCAGCAUGGGUACCUAGUCCAUCCUAAUGGCAGCAAACCUUCCCUAUCUGGUCCAUUUUCAAUUCAAGCAGUGAGUAAUGGCACAGCUUUAGCGUACAAGCAUUCUGGAGAUGAAGCUGGCUUCGAUCAAAUGGUGUGGGAUGUCAGUUGCUUGAGUGCCCCUGUGCUAAGAAUUUCUGUGACUGUUUUGGUAGCACAAAUGAACAUCAUACCACCUUUAUGCGUGAGAUCCACUCAGAUGUUUGUAUAUCAUGGGUGGUCUCAACCAUUAUCUGCUUCUAACUUCCAAGUUAUAGAUCCUUAUUCACUUGUCGGCGAUUCCGUAAUAGAAGUCUCUCGAGCCAAAGGAAAAGUAGUAAAAGCUACUCGUUCACUGGAAUUUAAUACAUUUAGUUGGUUAUUUCCAUUUGUCAGAUUGAAUCCAUCUGUGUAUACCGAAAUAGUCUCAUUUUCUUUGUCAGACGUUCAACAGCAACUGGUUUGGUAUAUACCGCCAAGUGAAAGUUUUCAUGAUACUGUCCAGUACAAGCUUACCGACUCAAAUGGGAACCAUGAGAAUUCUUUGACAAACAUAACUAUUCUCCAACAAUAUAUCAAUGAUACGAUAAUCAUUAGUACCACUGCUGAUUACCCAUCUGUUCACGCAAAGGCAUUGAACAUGACAAUAACCAGUACCCAACCUGUGUAUAUCACUCCACACUACUUGUACUCAGCAUUACCUCCAUUUUCAGAUACACGCAUUGUUUACUUGCUGUCCAGUCACUUAGAAAAUGGCACGCUGUGUGUGCUAGCAGAUGCCACCUGUUUGCCUUCAGUACGGAACUUCACACAAGCAAAUAUUAAUCAGCAUAAACUAUUCUUCUCCCCUUUUUCAAAUUUUGUUCAGCAGAUUGUCACAAUGGAGAUCACUGUUGAUGGGUUUAAGUCUCAUUUUCCAAAGAUGCUCACUCUUGUGAUAAGCAAGGAAGUUACUGUGGUCGAGGACACCAAAACAUUCUGGGUGCGUGUAGGUAAAGAGAAAAGAAUCCGUCCCUCUCACUUUCCUUUUCUUUCAAAGAAUACAAGGCUUAGAAUAACUCAAGGGACAGAGUAUGGGAUACUGUCCUAUCGAAAUGGAUCCCCCUCAAAUCUAAUUGAAUUCACUCGGAAUGACCUUGCUAAAAAACGAAUCUGGUAUGAACACAACUCGGCCACAUCCUCAUGCUGUGAUUCAUUCAAAUUCGAUAUUAUUUUGAAAAAUCAAACAAAGAGCUUAAAUUUUGUUAUUUUAAUCAGACAAAGUAGGUACGAACUUGCUAUAAGCAUCUCGAACAGACCUUAUCACAUGGUGCAGCAGAAGCGGUUUGCAGUCAGGAAGGAAAGUUUUCAAGUUCAAAGUUCUUUUUGUCCAGAAUUUGUCAUAUUCAAUGUUGUUGCACCACCUCAGUUUGGUGUACUGAGUCUAAUUGAUCUGCAGCGCAGCUUAGUGGUACAGCUGCAUGCUAACGACAAGUUCACCUUGAAAGAUGUUAACGCAGGACUAGUGCACUAUACCCUGCUGGACACUCUGUAUACGAAUAUAUCUGACUUCUUUAUAGUAAAUGCAACUGACCCGGUUUCAUCUUGGCCACCAUCGGGACGCCGAACAUCUCCCCAAGUAGGACGCUUUGAGUUAUUGAUUGAUACAAUGUCUGAAGUUAUUGAAAACCUAGAUCUCAAAAUCAGAACACCACGGUCUGUAACAUGGCUUCCCCAGUAUAACAAGUAUGGGGCAGUUCUCAGUCAGAGUGAUAUUGAUAUUACGAACUCUUCUGUUGAAGCAAAUGAAGUUAAUAUUCAAGUAGAUUUCGAUCUCAAUUUCUAUUACCAGAUAGAAAAAGACGCUGACUCUGUUUCUGGGUUCACUCUAGAGGAUAUUUACUCUGGACGUGUGAUAUUUGCGAAGAUAAUGUUUCAGGAGAACGACUUUGAAGAUACUAUCACAUUUGCUGUAAAUGUGGAGAUUGAUAUUAGAAAUGAGACGUUCACAGCACUUGGUGGAACCCACUCAUUAACGUUUGUAUGGGCUCUUAUCCAACUGGAAACUGAGCUGUUGAUUGUCAGUGAAGAGAAUGAAUUGGUAAACUUCAGAAUAAUACGAACAGGUAGUGACUUAUGGUUUGAGUCCCGAGUGGUCUUUUCAACUCACUCUGGAUCAGCAAUUGGUACCAACUGCUCUGAAUCUGAUGGUUUUGGGUUUGAUUUCUGCCAUGUGAACCAACUGAUAGUCUUCAAACCAAAUGUCACAAUGCAUGAUGUAACUGUGAGGCUGCUUAAUGAUAUGAUAGCAGAAGAGGAUGAGUCUUUUAGUGUGAAACUUUCUAAUCCUGAAAAUGCUGUUUUUGGUCAUGAGAGCUCACAUUUCUUCACCACACAUAUAUCUAUUGAAGACAACUUCGACUAUGCUACUGUAAAAUUUGAGGCUGAGAUUGCUCGGACGCGGUUACCAUGUGAUUUGGAACUGGCAAAUGUGCAAGAAAACGAGAAUGUGUUGGCAAUUAAUCUCACUCGAAGUAGGAACACACAUGACAGUGUAGGAGUCAUCUGCAGAACUGAACCUAUCUCUGCUCUAGAAAAUUUAGACUAUAAAGGAAGAAAUUCAAUUGUUUGGUUUGAAGCUAACCAAACUUCCGCUACCUGCAAUGUAACUAUCAUCGAUGACCAGCUACAUGAAGUGUCGGAGUUCUUUCGAGUGAUUUUGGAAGGUGUGGAAAAUGGGAAGGCUCAACCUGAGGCUGGUCGUUCAAAGCUGUGUGUGUUUAUUAGAGCUGACAUUAAUGAUGAGCCAGCAGUAUCCUUUGAGGAAACUCAGAUGGUCAUACAGGAGGGUUCAUCAGAUCGUGUUUUCAAAAUCCGAAGAACAGGAACAGAUCUUCGUAAUAAUACUGUGCUGCAGUACGAAGUUAAUGGUGGAAAUGCGACGUAUGGUGUGGACUACAUGAUCUUCACUGGAGGUAAUAGCUACAACCCAUAUUGUAAGCGUUCUGGACAAUUAGGUGUAGGCUGUGUCGAGUUUGGAGAUGGAUCACCUUUAGAAACUGUAACCUUCAAAGUACUUAACGAUUCUGUUUACGAAGGAAAUGAAACAUUUCAUGUGAAUAUUAUCCAGUUUCCACAUAUGGCCCAUGUGAGCUACCCAAACAGGCUCACAAUUAUUAUUUUGGAUUCAUCCAAACCGCCCAUUGUUGGUUUAGAGUUUCCGAAUCAUUUUGAAAAUGAGUCAUCACAUUGGUCAAAUGUGUCUGUUGUGCGAUCUGGUAACCUUCAAGACACCCUUUUAUUGACAUGCUCAUACAAAGGAAUAACAGCGUCCAUUAGUAGUAACUACAUGUACCCUCAUGGUGAUGUUAAUGUAGCAAGUGGACCAGAGGAGAUCACAUUUCAACGAGGACAAUAUAGAUCUGCCUGUCCUUUCCGAGUAAAUGAUGACACUGAAUUUGAAGGAGAGGAACGUUUUAAAGUAUACUUGAAGACUAGCGACAACAGGAUAAUUAUACCUGCCAACAUGUCCUCUACCAUUGUGCAUAUCAAUGACCCAGAAGAUGUUCCAACUGUCCAGUUUGAUACAGCCAGUGCUUCAACAGUUGAGCCCCUCUCAAACUACUUUAUUGACUCAGAAUCAGUGAGCGUAACAAUUGUUCGCACUGGAGAUUCUAACCCAAUUGUUGCUAUUGAGUACUUUUUGAUCAAGGAUCAACUAGAUUGUGGUGACCUCACCAAUGAAACAGUCGAUGGAAUAGAGACAUUUUUGAUGGGAGUAACUGAGAAACAAAUUUCAAUUCCACUGAAAGCGAAUCGUAGCUCAAGUGAUGAUACAGUCCUAAUUGUGUUAUUGUGUGAGAUAGCUGGCCCUACAAUUGCAAAAAUUGGAAAAAGUAGAUCCCUUACUAUUCGGAUAAAGAAUAGGAAAGUGGCUGAACCUUUACUACCAGGCGUUCCUGUGAUUAUCAACAGAGGAUCUACCUCAAGAAAUGGGAUUUCUCAUAAAUCUCCACUCCACUGUGUUAUGCCCUGCUCUCCAAACUACACCGGAAUGGAGAUUUGGAAUACACAAUACAAGGCCGAUUGUAAAAACAUUGACAUGGCUCGAUCGAUCUUUGUGUGGGAGUACUCCCUAGACAAACAUGACUUUCAUGUAUUCACUGCUAACACAACACUGACGAGUGUGAAUUCUGAAUUCCUAAAUCCAAUAUAUCUUCAACCUGGAAUGUUUGUGAGGUGCUUGUGUGUUCCAGUAGGCAAAGAUUAUAGUCGAGGACACCCUCGCGCUAGUAAUUUGAUUAGGCUGAAUGCAAGCAUUUGCGUAGGAAAUGUCCCACUUAAAGAGCAGAGAGUGGAAAUGAGGCUAAACAGUUAUAGUUCUUUUGCUGCUAAAAAUGAGGAUCUUGUUGAGAUAUCAAUUUCACUCCCUCACGUAUCAAAUAGCCUGCCAUUAAUACUGACACAGAAUUUGCAAGAAGUGGAUAUAAAUGCGUUUCUUCUAGAAACAUCGUAUACCACGAAGCAAGUAUGUUCUAGCAUAGGCAAUUUUGAGACAUCACUAUCUACUAAUGGUGGUAUGUCCUGGUAUUCAAGCCUUGACUAUGAUAGUUGUAACUGGACUUUUAAUACAUGGCUUCCUCUGGAACAUCUACUGCAAUGCAAAGCAAAUUUAACAGUUUCUAACUUUCAGAUGACAAUUGAUAUCCAUGUUGUCUAUUUUUAUGUGGAUAUAAACCAAACAAUUCAACAGACUACUGUACACAGCUUGAAAUCAGAAUUGAUGUACUCAUCAGUAAGCCUGUGCUUGCCAGCACCUAUCUACUAUCAUCCCAAAACCUACAACGUGAAUAUGGAAAAGUCUUAUGUUUAUCCCAUCGCUGUCAAUUAUUUGACUAAUGAAAUCUAUUUUUAUUCGGUGGCAGAUUAUGGGUCUACUAUUUUUGGCUCCUUUUCCCAAAACCUUACCCUAUUGCACAAUUCAACUCAGAGAAAACGUGCAUGGAAGCUAUGGUCCAAUGAGUCUGUGCUUAGUGUAAUGUUUCAAGAGUGUGCAGCUAACUGUACCACCGUUUCAGCACCUGGUCCACACAAACUGACAUUGAAGUUUCACGAAAACACAUGUUUUCCAGUGCUGAGGUAUAACUUAAUUGUACAUUUGAAGGGCAAUUCUUCCUCAUCACGAUCAGUAUUUGAAAUUGGCGAUGUACUAGCUUUGAGUAUGAAGUUAGCAGACGACCAACGACUUCAACUGGGAUAUUCCAUUGUACCAACUAGCAUUUCAUUCCUGAUGACAGGAAAUUUAACAUCUAAGCUGGAAAUUUGGAAAAUGGAUCAUGAUGGAAGAGCUACCAGUUUUCCUUCAGCUCGCCUACAGUUUUCCAGCACUCAGAAUGUGGAUGAAAUCCAAUUUGAAAUGGCUACUGACUUCAUUCAGUUGGAAUUGUCUCCCAGUAAUUCAAUUCUGACAAUUGAGUGGGCACUCACUGAUAAAAAUGGAACAUAUCGAAUGAUGCAAAGAGCAAAUGUAAUGCUGACAUUCUCCAGCCAACUUUAUACAACAACAGCUACUGCACAAUAUAGCGAAUUAAACAACAACAGUUUGAUAGCUGCCAUUAUCAUAUUUGUUAUUACGUUCAUAAUAGCCACCAUAACAAUUGGAAUUGUUGUCAUAGCAAUUUGGAUGUGGAAAGUACGAGCUGGGUGGAGGAAAAAAGUCCAGGACGCAUUAGCAGCUACAUCUCAAAGGAAACAAUUGCCUGAUGCCAAAAGAAUGUGUGGAACAACAACAGGCCGAACCGAAGUAAGGAACAGCAAGGUGAAGCGAGACGUUUCAUCCCUUCGUAGAACACACAGUACUACUGGUUUCCCAGCUACAGCUGAACACUAUAUAAGAGAGAAAUGCUAUUCAAGACCGAAUCAAGCUGUUGCAUCAUCAAUUCCUAAAUCUAGAAGCAUGCCAGGUCUCUUUGAAUCUCAAAGCUUUACUCUACCAUUAGAAGAAUUUUUGCUUGAACCAAGGCGCAAUCUUAAUAAAGUCCAUACCCGAGUAAAAAUGCUAAACUCUCAUCCUACCAAAAUACAGAGUAGAUCUAGCUCUAGUGCUGAUCAAAAACGGCUGCUUAAAGCAUAUAAAGUGGAUAAUCUGGGCACUACAAGUAGGCAAGAAAUGACACCCAAGCAGAAUAAUUGCAUUGUCAUUGAAGAAAAAUUGAAUACUGAGACACAAAGCCAGAGAAACGAACUUGCCUCCUUCGCAGUGCGGAGCAUAGCAGCUAGUGCUAAAACCCCAGAACCUGGAUCCUCACCAAGAACAGCACUCUGAUACUCACCAUAAAGUUCACACAAACUAUGACAGACAUUAUUAUUAUUUUAACACUCACUCAGCAUCAUGCCCUUAAUUUUCAUAUUAUUUAUGUGAUCACAAAUAAAUGCUGUUAACAUGUAAAA